Prorocentrum cordatum is the source of this 175-nucleotide messenger RNA. Lineage: Eukaryota; Dinophyceae; Prorocentrales; Prorocentraceae. The record is from the annotation of a GenBank genome assembly.
GCCUCCGAGCGUGGACUAUCUUUUUUGCCGCUGCGUGGGCAGCAACAGCUUUCGGAGAAGUGGGAGGGGUGUUAUCCCGUCCACAGACGAAGGCGCCAGCAUUCCAGGCCCACCGAUCCAGCCCGCGCGGCACAAGCACCGACGUGGGCAAGGUGCAGGGCUGUGUGCGCUGUGA